CGAGAGAGUCAGUCAGUUGUGCUGACAAAACAAGGAAAACGAGACCUUUGAGAGGAUCGAUACACAGCUAGGCUCAGGCAGUUAGAUAGCGAGAGAAACUAGGUUUACAUUGAAUUAAAGAGAAAAACAAAGCCUAAGUUAUCAUGGCAUCCCUGUUUAAAAAGAAGACAGUUGACGAUAUCAUUAAAGAGCAGUCCAAAGAGCUGAGAGGCACCCAGAGACAGAUCACCAGAGACAGAGCUGCCCUGGAGAGACAGGAGAAGCAAAUGGAAAUGGAAAUCAAAAAAAUGGCUAAGACCGGAAACCGAGAAGCCUGCAAGAUACUCGCCAAACAGCUCGUACAGCUCAGAAAACAGAAGAACCGAACCUACGCCGUGAGCUCCAAGGUCACGUCCAUGUCCACGCAGACCAAAGUCAUGAACUCUCAGAUGAAGAUGGCUGGAGCCAUGUCUACCACAGCGAAGACUAUGCAGACUGUCAAUAAAAAAUUGGACCCCAAGAAGACAAUACAGACGAUGCAGGACUUCCAGAAGGAGAACUUAAAAAUAGGAAUGACGGAGGACAUGAUCAACGAUACACUGGAUGAGAUUUUUGAUGAAUCGGGUGAUGAGGAAGAAAGCCAGGACAUCGUGAACCAGGUGCUGGAUGAGAUCGGCAUAGAGAUCUCAGGAAAGAUGGUAAGAGCCCCCUCAGCAGGAAAGAUCGUCCCUGGCGCCUCCCCAGCGAAGUCGAAAGCGGCCACCAUCUCAGACGCCGAGAUCGAGAGACAGCUGAAGGCUCUGGGAAUGGACUAAAUCUCUUCACCCUCCACACAUUUGUACCCACUGCCACCAAAGGACUCAGUGUGGGAAAAGCGAGCGUCUAAGUGAUAAAUAAAGGAAGAAAGUCAAUGACUCUUAUUGGGGUAUGACAGUGAGUCACUGGAGGAGAUUCUGUGGUCAGAUAUAAACAGCAGAUUUAGACGUUCUGACAAAAUGCUCUUCAAAUCUGCUGCAGAUAUUUAAAGGUGAAGGAUGUCAUUUUUGCACCACUAGUAGCUCUAAAUUGAUCAUGAUUGGGUGGGGUGGGUCUAUCUGUUUGGGUGACCAAUAGCAAAUUAGGGGGUGGGGAUAUUAAAAAGUUAAUGGUCAAAAAUGCAUACUUCCCUAAUAUAUACGAUGUAAACAGUAGUAUGUUCAAAUUCACAGUAUUCCUAAAAUGGUACAGUAAAAUAGUAGUGCACAUGAUGGACAUUUUACUUUCCCAUUCGGAGUGGAUUUGUGAAUAACAGUGUUGUGGCACAACUGUCACAUGACAAUAACAUGGUGAAUCUAGUAAAUCUGGAUUGCAUUCACACUAUUAGAGCAUACUUCUGUAACAGUCUGUUUGAUUCUGCUAGUGUGCAAAAAUGACACACUUUACUUUUAACUUUAAAGGGUGCUAUUACUGUGACCAUUAACUGUCCUUUAAAUCCUUUAAAUGUACACAACCAUGAAGAUUUGGUACUCCACUGAAUUCCCAUGCAUUAUAGGGCUAAUCAUCUCAUGUCAUGUUAGUUAAAAAAUUCUAAUUUUGUGUAUUUUCAUGUCUUUUUAGGUUAUGUAUGACUUAAGGAUGUAAGUUAUGGAAAAAGUUUUUCUUUGCAGUGAGGUUUUGUAUAAACUCUUGAAUAUAUAAAAUAACAUAUCUUGCAUGAGAAUCUUUGUCGAUAUGAUAAUGUAAUGAAGUCAAGAACCCUUCAACCCUGUCUAAUGAUCUUACAAAAUUAAAACAGAUUGUGAAUCACAUGUGAAUGAUAUGCACAGACCAUGAGUCCAUCCAGUUGGAGGGGAUCAAACAUUGUGUUUUAAAAUCUGUUUGGAUUGUAUUCCAGCCUUUUAGAAGAACUGCAGUAUCAGUUAUUCUUUUCAACGUCAUCUGUAUGUAUUAAAAAAGAUUUUGUUGUCCAUUCUAACCGAUAGUGUGUAUAUACAUGUACAGUUUAUGCUUUGAUUUGAUUUUCUAAUUAAUAAAGUACCUUCACAUUUGUGAAAAA
This is a messenger RNA of Carassius auratus (goldfish), 2014 nucleotides long. RefSeq names its product charged multivesicular body protein 2Ba (gene chmp2ba). The transcript is spliced from 6 exons. Gene Ontology annotation, biological process: vacuolar transport. Bases 144 to 794 code for a protein of 216 amino acids. The record is from RefSeq and is a predicted model, not a curated record. NCBI's taxonomy places the organism in Eukaryota, Metazoa, Chordata, Actinopteri, Cypriniformes, Cyprinidae.